Messenger RNA from Cololabis saira (Pacific saury), 758 nucleotides. RefSeq names its product SH3 domain-binding glutamic acid-rich-like protein 3. The coding region runs from base 46 to 324 and encodes 92 amino acids. The record is from RefSeq and is a predicted model, not a curated record. The transcript is spliced from 3 exons. Gene Ontology annotation, cellular component: cytoplasm. Lineage: Eukaryota; Metazoa; Chordata; Actinopteri; Beloniformes; Belonidae.
CCGUGUUUCCGGUUGGGCAGAGCCAGUCGGACCUCAGACUGAAAGAUGGGAGUGAAGCUUUACUACACCACCGUUACCGCCUCUCGCUCGGUGAAGUCCCAGCAGGCCGAGGUGAUCCGGAUCCUGGACAGUAAGAGCAUCGUGUACGAGCUGGUGGACAUUUCUGUGGGGGGGGAAGUCCGGGACGAGAUGAGGAGCAAGUCUGGAGACGCCACGGCCGUCCCCCCCCAGCUGUUCAACGAGGACCAGUACUGCGGGAACUACGAGAUGUUCUCCGAGGCGGUGGAGGCCGACACCGUGGAGCAGUUCCUGAAGCUGGCGUGAGCCGGGUCUCCUCCGGUUCCCUGGACCCCCUGGAGGACCUGGACCCCCCUGGACCCCCCAAACCCCCGUCGGAGGCCCCGCCCCCCCUAACCUCCCCCCUCAACGCCAAGACGAGGGACGCCAAACCUCUCCAAUCAUCUCCGAUCAUCUCCGAUCCGACCAAUCACACGGCACAUUCCCCCCCGGCCACCGCCGGGACUCUAACGUCUUAAUCCUUUUAAAUGUGUCCUUUUUUUCUGUGAUGUUUCUGCUCGCGUCGCCCCGGAAACCGGUCCAGAACCGGUUCCAGGAACCAAUCCGCUCUGUAGGCGUCGGGUCACAUGACGUCUGCAGAUCAAACUAACCGCUGGACGUUUAAUGUUUAACCCAGAACCGAGUCUUAACCAGAACCUGCGUGUUUCUCAGCAGUUUCCUGGUUCCCGUGUUGCCGUGAC